Messenger RNA from Jaculus jaculus (lesser Egyptian jerboa), 3303 nucleotides. RefSeq names its product BCLAF1 and THRAP3 family member 3 (gene Bclaf3). Gene Ontology annotation, biological process: positive regulation of transcription by RNA polymerase II. NCBI's taxonomy places the organism in Eukaryota, Metazoa, Chordata, Mammalia, Rodentia, Dipodidae. The transcript has 12 exons. The record is from RefSeq and is a predicted model, not a curated record. Gene Ontology annotation, molecular function: transcription coregulator activity; DNA binding. Gene Ontology annotation, cellular component: mediator complex. Bases 168 to 2165 code for a protein of 665 amino acids.
AGUACGGCGGCCGCGAAGACUGCAGAGAAGGCUGGAAAGACGGCCGCAAAGGCCGCGAAGACGGCGGCCAAGGCCGCCAAGGCGGCGGCGGUGGCAGUAGAGGUGACGGUCGUAGUGGCUGUGGCGAGGACUUCCUAGCCUGUGUAGAGAGAGGCUCAUGUCAAAGGAUGGCACGGUCGCGAUCUCGAUCCCCCAGGUGGAAACACAGGUCUUUAUCACCUCAAUCUAGAAAUUUUGAAUACUAUGAGGAAAGACAUUCUUAUGGACAUUUUAGCUGUGAAUAUAGAAAAGAUCAAAAAAGACCCAUUGCUUGGAGAAUGGGCAGUGAGAAACAAGGACAGAGUAAAUCAAGAAUUCCUCUUCAUGGAAAUUUAUACUACCGAUUUUAUGAAAAAAGGUCACCUUCCCCAAACACAGGAAACUCUUUAGACAAGUUUUAUCCACAUCAGCCUCACCAGGUAUAUUUAGCUGGAAGAGAGGCUGUUAACAGAAGAUCUCAGUAUAUGCCCACAUACUCAGAAAGUCGACCCUACCUAGAGCAUGAGAGGGAUUGUUACCCUCCCCAAAUGCAAGGAAGGUAUAUUCUUGAUGACCAUAGAGUUAGAGAAAGAGAGAGAGAAGGGAAACCACCUCCGAGGUCACCAGCAAAUUCCUUUAGAUUUGAAGGCAAGUGGCAUGAAGAUGAGUUGAGACACCAGGGGAUACAAGAAGAAAUACACUCCCAGUUACCUAGAAGAAGCUCAGAAGACUUGGACACAAGAAGCUCUUUUCAGAAGAGAUAUCCUGAGAAUCAUGAUUUCAGAAAAUACCAAUAUACAUCAAAAAGACCUACAAACAUGGCAAGAUAUGAAAAAAGAGAGCCAGUUAGGAUCCCAAAAUGGAAGCUUGAGCCAUCUCUACUUUACCAAGAGAGGAAGGAUCAGCGGAGUUGUAGACUGCAAAAUCACCGAUGUGCUGAAGGGGAAUACCCAGCAACCAGUACAGCAACUAAAGUCUCCUAUGACUAUCGACACAAACAUCAUAAGCUCUCAGAUGGUGACCAAGACUUCCCUGAUGGGAGAACUCGGAAGUACUUGGAAGAAGACAGAAAAUAUAGUUCUCAAAAGGGCCUUGUAAAUAAGUUAAAUUGUUUUACUGCUGGAAGAGGGAGGGAGACUGAAAAUGAGCAAAUCAGAGAGUCUUUUAAGCCAUCUAAGAAAGACUGUGUUACCUAUACUAAUUCAAAUAAAAAUGGUGAUUUGAGGCCCUAUAAUGACAGAUGGAAGAGGAAAAUGAAUCAAGAGGAUGGCAGAAAAGAGAGCAACUCUUCCAGUAACCAAUCUGACACAAGCCAAAGCCUUUCUGAUGGCAACAACUCAUCAGUUGGGAAUAAAUCCCUUACAAUUCAACUAGCUGUGAAGAAAACAGUAGAUGCAAUCAGGGCUGCCUCUAGCUAUUCCACAGAGAGACAGAUGUCUCAUGAUUUGGUUGGCAUGAAAAGUGAGAACUUUCAUCAUUCAGUGUUUGAACAUCUUGACUCAACUCAGAAUACUGAAAACAAAACUAUAGAAGAAUUUGCUCAGGAAAUCAUAACAAUAAUUCAUAAAAUGAAAGCAAAGUGUUCUCUAUCACCUGGCAUGACUCUCCAUGAACGUUUCUCAAAAAUGCAAAAUAUGCAUGAUGCAGAUGUAAAUGAAACUCAAUUUAAUUCAGAUCCAGAAAUUCACAGGAGAAUAGAUAUAUCUUUGGCUGAACUUCAGAGUAAACAAACUAUGGUAUAUGCAUCAGAUCAGACUCUGGUCAAAAUAAUAGACCCAAAUGACCUACGACAUGACAUUGAAAGAAGGAGAAAAGAACGGUUACAGAAUGAAGAUGAGCACAUUUUUCACAUAGCUAGUGCUACAGAGAGGAAUGAUCAAUGUACCAGUUUUUCAACGGUGAAGACUUUUCAUGCUGAUGGAUUCCAAAAACCUCCACAUUUUAGAAAAUCAGAUUUUAGAAAAUUCAUUCAGAAACCAUAUGUAAACAACUCUGUAGGUAGCAGAUUCCAGCCCAAUAACAAAUCAGACCUAGUACAGAAGAGCCUAUGUAUUCAGGCUAAAUAUCAGCGUUUACGGUUUGCUGGUCCAAGGGGAUUUAUCACUAACAAAUUCCGAGACAAACUACUGAAAAUAAAAAAGUGUUAAUAAUGUAAGAUCCUAAUAAAAGGAAUAUACAAACGUUGCCACAGAAAUCUAACCUGGAAUUGUUGCAGGCGGAAUUGCACUAUAGGAGGUCAUUUUGGAGCAUAUCUCUCUCUCUCUCUCUCUCUCUCUCUCUCUCUCUCUCUCUCUGUCAGGAGUUAGAAAUAACACUAAGGCACUAGUACUGUAACUUUCUUGAUAAAAUAACUAUUUUUCAGUAGUGGAAUGCUGCAACUUUUUUACACUUAACUGCUGUUAAUCACAAUAUUCAAUUUAAAACUUGUAUUUAACUACAAUUUCUUUUGCAAAAAGACUCAGUAGAACCACUUGAAAGACGUUGUUGCAUUUUUCUCUGAGCAUGGUUCCUUUCAGAGAACUUAACUAAGUCAUAUCUAAAUGUUUAUAUGUUGAAAGCUUUGUUAAUAUAAUAAAAAUGAGUAUAGGAAUUAUAUAGUGUCUGUACAUGAAAGAACUUUAAACAGUGGCCUUACAGUAGCAAAUUUUAUACUGGUCUUUCUUUUUCUGAUGACAUUUUGGCUUCUAACUUGAAGUUUUCUUAUUUUUUUGAAGAUCAAGCCCUAUGUAAUUCAUACAUUUCAUAGUACAAUAUAAGAAGGCUAGACAAAAGGUGCUUCAACUUUUCCAUCAGGUAGUUGUGAGUGCACUGAAGUUUUAGUAAUACGUUCAGUUUUGUUUUUUUUUUUUUUUUUCCCACAACUAUUUGCUCUUUUCCAGUGUGAAAAUGCUAUUGUGGAAAAUAUAUAAAGAUUUUUUAAUCUAUACUCCAUCUUAUUUUUCCCUCAGGGCAAGCUUGUGUAUAACAUAUUUUUAAAGGCUUUUAAAAUCUGACAUACAAAAUCACAUAUUUGAAAAAUAUACUUGACUACUACAUCAUUACACACUUCACAAGCAUAUCUUACAGUACUUAUUUUCUAUUCAGUUGAUACACAUUGCAAACCUACUACAUGUAAGAUAGGAUUGAUGGGAUUUUAAAUACAAUUUGUAGGUCCCAGUACCUUAUUUCUUCGUUUGCUGUGUUCUGCUUAACAGUCCAUAUACAUUCCCUGUUAAAUUUUUGUGAAAUGUUUAUUUGUAAGAAAAUAAAAAAUUGUUGUUCUUUCUGCUUGAAGUCAUUACUUGA